AUGAGCUCCGUUUCUUCCUUUGAAGGUAGUGACCAAAAAAGUUUCCUCGAUGGAUCCUCUUCUUCUUUACGCCAUUCCUAUCUUCGCAAGUCUGAUUUAUUAGACACAUUUGAAACAAGCCGUUUACGUGAUAUGGAUACUUGGAGUGUAGCUGCUACGAUUGAUGACCAAGAAUCAGUUAUUAGUGCACACGGUGGUCCUCCCUCUAUUAUCAGCAGUAGUCGAAUGACUAUUGACAGAGAGACAGACGAUGAUCGGUCUACUUUGGACGGGGAGUCCUCUAUCCGAGAACAUUUGCACGAUAUGCACUUGGCUGAUAAUACUCUAGAUGACGAAGAUGACAAGCGCUCUCGAUCUAACGCUGCCGAGUUUGGCGACGACGGUACUCGCUCUGCUACGGCUGACUUUGAUCAUAGUGCUGAAAGUGGAGAUGAAGACAAUGUCGUAGACGACCAAAUUAUGGCACCUCCUCAACCUCAACCAAGUUUUGCUUCUGUCACAAAGUCCUAUGCUGAGUUGUUAGAGGAAAAUGAAAUUCUUCAAUCGCAACUUCGUAGUGCACAAUUAGCACAAAAGAGUCAGGCGGAUAUGAUUGCUAACCUUAGAAGCUUAACUGGUUGUAAUGAUGAAGUGUAUGGUAAGGCUUUAAAUCUUUCUCAUUUAAAGGACGACUCAAAAGAGAAAAAGAAGUCAGUAUCCAGCACACUCCCACCUAUUGUGAAUGCCCGUACACUCACUCAAAAACUAGCUCGACUUGCAGAGACUUUGACUCGGUUUGUGAAUUCAACUGUAGAUGAAGAAUACCGUCUGGAACUUGAACAAUCUCUGUUUAUGCACAUCACACAAUCUUAUUUGAAUUCACUUCCAUUCGGGACUGAAAACCAAGACUUGCUCAACACAGCUUACUCGGAUCAAAUCCAUCGAUUUCAUAAUACAUUAGGCGCUAAUUUUGCAAAAUGGUACCGCAGACAGACAGUACAAUCAUUAUCACUGAAUCCAGCCACAAAAGAGUACCUUCAAGACAUGAGAAACCACUUGACAGAAGAAAUGUUACAGCUAUUAAGCACGAUGCCAAAGACUUCGGGUCGUUCUUUAGAUCAUAUGCAUAUCUGGGAUGAUAUUCUUGAGUUAUGUUCUGCCUUGUCGCUUGAGAUCCAUGGUGGUGAUGCUGACGUAACUGCUCAAUCAAUUGCUGUUGGCAGUAAAUUCGAUGAAGAAAUCAUGGCUUUGGUUGGUCAUUCUACAGUAGACAAAAGAGUCAAGAUGAUGAUUAGCCCAUUAUUUGUUGAUGAAGAAGAAGUUGUCUUGAUGCCUGCUAGAGUUGUCCUUGAAUAAGUCUAAAUUGAGUUUAAAUAAAAAUAUUACAUUUUUUUUCGCAUAAAACCUAAACGUGUG
Gilbertella persicaria is the source of this 1395-nucleotide messenger RNA. RefSeq lists its product as uncharacterized. The record is from RefSeq and is a predicted model, not a curated record. Bases 1 to 1335 code for a protein of 444 amino acids. The transcript has 3 exons. NCBI's taxonomy places the organism in Eukaryota, Fungi, Mucoromycota, Mucoromycetes, Mucorales, Choanephoraceae.